GAGUCUUAGCUAUAACAGUCUCACGGGCUCCAUUCCUGACAGCAUCUCUGCGCUCACGGCACUCAAAUUGUUAGAUUUGAAGUACAACCAACUUACCGGGCCUAUUCCAGCCGCAUUUGGGAGUCUUUAUGGACUGCAAACCAUGAAUAUUGAUGGCAACGACGUCACUUGUCCUGCUGACAACGCUAGCUGCGGCCAAACCCCAGUGGCACAGGCGGGCUUAUGCUGGAAGUGUGACACCUUCACCUUUUGUAUUACAUGCCAGCGACCAACAGGUUUAUUCGGAGGUGCAUCUGGAGGUGGAGCCGGAACUCCCUACUCCCCUUCUGCCUCACCGCCACCACCUAAGCCUAUUG
Molecule: messenger RNA, 356 nt
Organism: Closterium sp. NIES-65
Lineage: Eukaryota; Viridiplantae; Streptophyta; Zygnematophyceae; Desmidiales; Closteriaceae
Source: the annotation of a GenBank genome assembly